AUGGAAGUUCAUUCAAAAGUGAGUAGAGGCAAUCAUAGGGAACAUGUGGUUUUUUCUUCACCACAUUACGGGCACUCCGGCGUAGCUGAGGCUGCACGGGAUCUCUUCAUGCAAAUUGAUGGAAAUAUUAGUGAUAAUGGAUUUGCCACAGCACAAAGAGGACAAGAAAGAAGAAUAAAGGGUUCUUCACUCACUAUACAAACCCACGCCUUAAUAGAAGGUUUUGGCUUCAUAAAUGGACAUGUAGAUAGUUCACCUUAUUUGGGUGGAUUUCUUUCCUCAUUGCUGGGAGCUGGAUGUGAGUGUGAUGGAUAUAGUGUUCGCAUAGUUGGACAUUCCCUUGGAGGAGCUAUUGCUGCAUUGUUAGGACUGAGGCUAUACAGUCGAUACCCAAGCUUACAUGUUUAUACAUAUGGCUCCCUUCCAUGCGUGGAUCCAGUCAUAGCAGAGGCAUGCUCGGGAUUUGUUACAAGCAUCGUGUACAACAAUGAAUUCUCCUCACGUCUUUCGGUUGCAUCAAUUAUGAGGCUUCGUGGAGCUGCAAUUUCAGUGCUAUCUGAAGAUGCAACAGCUGAUUCAACUGUAAUUUCCAAACUUGCACGGCGAUUUUUGUUUUUGAGUAAUCAUGAACAAAUUAAGCAGGAGGAUCGACAACAAGAUUCCAAUUUGAAUUCUAGGACCAUGACAACCAAAGAAACAAACAAUCAGGUCAAGAGGAAUCAGCUUUUCAAUGAAUGCAGGCAACAAGAUCAAGAGGUUUCUUUCUGGCAAGAGGUGGAUAUGGAAGACAGAUCUCAUAAGAAAAUGGGAUUUAGUGAUUCAGAAAAUCAUUUCACCAAUCCUUUUUCUGGCUCUUCUACUGAUAUAAAUUCAUAUGGUGAUCCUGUAUCUGUAUUUAUGGAAGCUGUGCCAUCUUCUGAAUCAUCUGGUGAUCUUCUGGAGAUGUAUAUACCAGGGCUUGUCAUUCAUAUAGUACCACAGAGGACUAGCUUCCAUAUGCCUCUAUGGAAACGCUGGAGAACUCAGGAGGAAGGGUGUGGUUAUGCAGCUUAUAUAGCAGACAGAGAAUCCUUCAGGGAUAUUAUUGUGUCACCAUCUAUGUUCCUCGACCACCUACCUUGGAGGUGUCAUUAUGCAAUGACUAAGAUACUAGAAAUGCGAAGUCCCCAAGUUCUACUUAAUGAGUCUUGGAUGGUGUGAGUGAUAAAAUCUGAGGUCCUUUCUGAGCUCAUGUUUCGCUUCUAUGAUUUGUUGAGCCUUGUUGAUUUACUUUCAUCCAUUUCUGACUGAAGAUGGUUGUCUGAAAACCAGAUAUGGUUAUAUACACUGAUGAACAUGAACCAUUCAUUAUGGAACGGCUCACUUUCAAACAUCCGAUACAAAUCAUACAAACAAGGUUCCUGGAGAAACAUUUCAGAGCCUAUUCCCAAUAACAAUUUUAUUUUAGGUCCUUUACGUGAAGGUAACAUUCCACCAUCAUCAUCCUAGCAGUGUGUAUCCUCCACUCCUUGUUAAAAGGUAGAAUGUUCAAACAACAGAGAUAUGGGGUUGGGGUGGUUAUAUGUCUGUGUGCGGGUGGCAUCGUAUGGCUGAAGCAGUUGAACCCAAAGGCAUACACAUUGAUAAAGUAAGGAGUAUACAUAUUCAAGGUAAAGAAGAGCAAGACAGCGGUUUCUAAUUAACUCUAGUUCUAUAAUGAAUGAACUACAAUCCUUGAUGACCAGCAAAUGUAACAGUGAGUAUCGUUCUUUUGAAUUGAUCUUCAAUUUGUGUGAUCGACAAGAAGUGACCACAAAAUCAAAAGGAUGUAAAUAAAGUCCAAAAAUGCUUUCGGAAUUUUUUGUAUGGUAUUGCAUCCAGAAUAUGGAUUUUGAGAUGGAUUGUGACAUGACAAGCAUUAGCGAAACUAGUGGCAGCAGUAAUUUUGUAGAAGAUCAAGGAAAAUCAUCUUGGACGCGUGU
Molecule: messenger RNA, 1961 nt
Organism: Ilex paraguariensis (yerba mate)
Lineage: Eukaryota; Viridiplantae; Streptophyta; Magnoliopsida; Aquifoliales; Aquifoliaceae
Source: the annotation of a GenBank genome assembly